Molecule: messenger RNA, 1209 nt
Organism: Saccharomyces eubayanus
Lineage: Eukaryota; Fungi; Ascomycota; Saccharomycetes; Saccharomycetales; Saccharomycetaceae
Exons: 1
Coding region: 1-1209 (402 amino acids)
Source: RefSeq, a predicted model, not a curated record
AUGUGCGACGGUUCAACAUCUACAAAAGGUCUACCAUACAAGCUGGCCGAAGAGAGCAGAGUAAAAACUCUCAUACCGAAUGAUUUGGUGGUAUCGCGGAGUAACUGCAUAAAGACAUUGAACAGCUCUUCGCCCAAAGUAGACUCCAUCUCCUGUAUAGACAUCUGGCUGAAUUACGCCAAUGGCUUGCUGAGUUACAGGUACGAGGCCGGUAAUGUUGAUCCUCUUGUAGAAGAGGAAAUCUCUCAGGUCUUGAUCAACGUGGCCACAUUCUAUGAAGAUAUCGGCAUCGAAACCUUGCACAGAGCGUAUGAAUCUUCACAGCCAUCGAACAACCUAUGGGUCACGAGCGGGACUUAUUUGAAAAGAGGAUUAGGCUUGGUCUGCUUUCUUAAGGCUAUUUCGCAAACAAAUGCGGUUGCUGACCCCAAGAAUAUGCAGGUGCUCAACAUUUCCAACCAGCUGUCUCUGGAGUUCCAAUUGUUGCAACAACUGGGAAUUGUCAUUUUGGCAUUAUCCAAAUUGAGAUCAAAAGUCAGCAAGGAUGCUGUUGUGGAUCUCGAACCCCACGAACUUAAAGAACUGGGCACGUCCAGUGUCUUCUACGCCAAGCUUUGUAUUGGGUCCUAUAACACUGCAUUGCAAUGCCAGGAUGGCCGUAUAGUGGACGUCCUCUUCUUAAAGUAUUUACAGAGUUUGAUCUAUCUUUUCCUGUCAAUUAACCAGUAUAAUAUGGACGAAUGUGGGAUCGCCAUUGGAAUGCUUCAAGAAUCGGUCAAAAAACUAUUGAAUAUAGUCCCUAACUCGCAGCUCAAAGAACUGGACAUCCUAUCUUCCACAGAUAUCACAAAGAAGAGGGAUAUUUUGAAAAAGGCUUUUAAAAGGAAGAUACAUACCACUACUUUAAAGACGAGUCACAUAUUUGAGAAGAAAGCAUCCUCUACAUACAAAAACGGCAUGAUGCCCUUAUUAAAUCUCUCGUUGAAUGAUUUUAUAAUCCCCCUAACAAUACUAUUAAGAUACAGGUACCAAAGAACCAACGAUAAUUUUUCAUAUAAACCGGUAGAGAAUGACAUUGAGAAAUUGAACAAGCUCUUGCCCAGGGGCAAGUCGUCGGAUAUAGAAGGUAUCCCAUGGACGUUUCAAAAUGGUCAUUUAACAUUUGAAAACUCAAACGACGCUAGCAAUGAGAACGAAAACUACUUCUGA